AUGUCGAGCCCUGCAAAGAAGCGGAAGCUUAACAAUGCAGUGAAAAGCGACAAAUCACAGUCAAAAGGACUGGAGUAUUUUUUCACGAAGCAAAAACAGACCAAGAAUGGCUCUACUGCUGCUCCAAGGAGCUCUCAUUCUGAGACGGAUGACGCUGCUUUAACGGAUGAGGAGCUCGCGCGUAAGCUGCAGGCCGAAUGGGACAAGGAGUCGGCUCGAGCAGACAAUCAAGAGCCCAAUGCCGUUGAGAUGGCGACGAAUGAGAGCAAUGUUCAAGAUUGCGAUAUUGUCGAAGUCUCAAAGGAGCAACAGACAGAUGCUCCCAAGCAACCAUCUCCCGUGGCCGUCUUUGGCGGAAAGAAAACGCUUGCACUGCAAUCUGCGGGAAUGGAUGAAGAUUCCAUCACAAUUUCUAUACCGCUGGAUGAACCGCCGCUCACAUUUGAGCCAUCAAAAUAUGUCAGUCAGUUGAAAGAGCACUGGUCCAGAGACGGAGGUAAUGCAUCCUACGCUCUGCUCACAAGAUGCUUUGUUCUUGUCAGUGGGACGGCGAGUCGCAUCAAGAUUGUGGACACUCUGGUCAAUUGCUUGCGGAUACUGAUUGAAGGUGACCCUGAGAGCCUUCUACCCGCAGUUUGGCUGGCGACGAACUCCAUCUCGCCAGCAUACAUAUCGAUGGAGCUGGGUCUAGGUGGAUCAGCUAUCUCCAAGGCACUGAAGCAGACAUGUGGUUUAGAUGGCCGAUCACUGAAGACUUUGUAUGACAAGUAUGGCGAUGCGGGUGAUGUCGCCUUUGAAGCAAAGAAGAAGCAAAGUUUCACACUAAGGAAGCCCAAACCGCUGUCUAUCAAAGGCGUGUUUCAAUCCCUCGUCAAAAUUGCUACCACGCAGGGACAAGGCAGCAACGAGAUCAAGCAGCGGAUCGUCGAUCGCCUUCUGCAAGAUGCUCGUGGUGGCGAAGAGAGUCGGUUCAUCGUGCGGACACUUUGCCAACAUCUUCGAAUUGGCGCAGUAAAGACGACUAUGCUAAUCGCUCUGUCGCGAGCCUUUUUGCUCUCAAAACCCACGCAGGCUGAUUACGAAACACGGAAUAUCCCUGCAUUAGCGAAGUUGAAAAAGGAAGAGCUCGCCGAAAUAUGGGCCAAGGCGGAGGAAAUCGUCAAAGCUUGUUUUGCCAAGCGUCCAAAUUACAACGACCUAAUCCCGAAUCUACUAGAGAUUGGUGUGUGCGAAGAGCUUCUAGUCCGAUGCGGCCUGGCCCUUCAUAUCCCACUUCGGCCUAUGCUGGGAAGCAUUACUAGGGACUUGUCGGAAAUGCUCACAAAGUUGCAAGGUCGUGACUUCACCUGCGAGUACAAAUACGAUGGACAGCGAGCGCAGGUACAUUGCGACGAAGGCGGCAAGGUUUCCAUAUUCUCCCGGCAUCUGGAAUUGAUGACGGACAAGUACCCGGACCUGGUGGAACUUGUGCCAAAGAUACGGGGAGACGGUGUUUCGAGCUUCAUCAUGGAGGGGGAGGUUGUUGCUGUGGACAGUGCCAGCGGCGAACUGAAGAACUUCCAGGCGCUCACCAAUAGAGCACGAAAGGACGUUGAGAUUGGGAGUAUCACUGUACAAGUAUGCAUUUUCUCGUUUGAUCUGAUGUACUUGAACGGACAGUCGCUACUGGAACGACCGUUUCGAGAGAGGCGAGAACUGCUGCGAUCUUUAUUCAUCGAGGUGCCUAACCGUUUCACUUGGGUCAAGAGCCUGGAUGCUACGUCGUCCGAAUCAGAGUCGGUGCUGAGCUUCUUUAAGUCUGCAACAGAGAGCAAAUGCGAGGGCAUUAUGGUCAAGAUUUUGGACAAUCUGCCGGAUGUGGCCUAUCUGGGAGACGAAGAUGGCGAGAUCAAAGAGCAAGAGCCCAAACUGCAGAUACCAAAGUCGAAAUCCAAGGCCAAAGGGAAGAAGAAACCAGAAGAUGGAGAGUCAAAUGAGCCUGCCAAGAAGAAAUCGAGGCGCAAGGCAUUACUGGCGACCUAUGAACCUGACAAGCGACUGGACUCCUGGCUCAAGGUCAAGAAGGACUAUAAUUCGAGCUUUGACACCUUGGAUUUGAUCCCUAUUGCAGGAUGGCAUGGCCAAGGUCGCAAGGCCAAGUGGUGGUCGCCGAUUUUACUGGCUGUGAGGAACGAAGAGUCAGGGAUGCUGGAAGCUGUCUGCAAAUGCAUCUCUGGAUUCACCGAUGUAUUUUACAAAGCAAACAAGGCCUUCUAUGACGAUGGUUCGGAAACGGGUGAGCCAAAGAACACGCAUCUGCAGAUGCCCAGCUUCAUUGAAUAUUCUGGGCCGAUGCCGGAUGUCUGGUUUGAGCCGCAGGAAGUGUGGGAGAUGGCAUUUGCCGACAUUACGCUGAGUCCCACAUACACCGCGGCGAUUGGGCUGGUGAGUGACGAGAGAGGACUGAGUCUCCGAUUUCCACGAUUUCUGAAGAAGCGAGACGAUAAAGGCAUAGAGGAGGCGAGCACAAAUGAGUUUCUCGCGGGGCUGUGGCGUAAGCAAGAGGUGUCGGCAAGCACAACGGGGCCGGCUAAGCCUAUGGAAGAAGAUGAAGAGGCCGAAUAG
Molecule: messenger RNA, 2604 nt
Organism: Beauveria bassiana ARSEF 2860
Lineage: Eukaryota; Fungi; Ascomycota; Sordariomycetes; Hypocreales; Cordycipitaceae
Product: DNA ligase I
Exons: 2
Coding region: 1-2604 (867 amino acids)
Biological process (GO): double-strand break repair via alternative nonhomologous end joining; mitochondrial DNA repair; lagging strand elongation
Cellular component (GO): DNA ligase III-XRCC1 complex
Molecular function (GO): DNA binding; DNA ligase (ATP) activity; ATP binding
Source: RefSeq, a predicted model, not a curated record